This is a messenger RNA of Thalassophryne amazonica, 2419 nucleotides long. It is a transcript of the gene rspo3, whose product is annotated as R-spondin 3. NCBI's taxonomy places the organism in Eukaryota, Metazoa, Chordata, Actinopteri, Batrachoidiformes, Batrachoididae. The record is from RefSeq and is a predicted model, not a curated record. The transcript is spliced from 6 exons. The coding region runs from base 664 to 1455 and encodes 263 amino acids.
UUGGUUCAGUUGCCUGUGCGUCAGAGCCAAAAAGCUGCCGCGAGGCGUUCAAGUUCAAAAACAACUUUGUGGUUGAUCGUGUUGACUCCACGGCUUUUUUUUUUUUUUUUUUUUUUUUUUCCCCCGUGUGCUCCAGCUGAUGCUGAGAUGAAGGCGAAACCCUGCCUGCGCCUGGCACGCACACGGGGACGCAUGGCGCAUCUCUGUUGAGAAGGACGGACACAGUGGAAGAAAGGUCAAUUUGGAGUGCAACAAACGGAUAAGAUCCAUCCAAAACUUUUGAAGAGUCAUGCUGAGCACAGUGAAUAAUUUUAUUCUGCGUUUUCACCACCACUAAUGGUCGACUGCGCUUUGCGCGCAGCGGAUGAGAGUCGAGUGUGUUGCUUUGUUUUCGGGGGAAUGCUGUUUGGCACAGCACGGAUAACCGCUGCUUAACUUGGCUUGGCUUUCUUGGCACAUAUGAAGAUCCUGUCCAGGAUGUUACAGCGGCCCAGACAUCAUUGGGCCACUGCGCGCUACCAUCACCACAUAUCACCACAUAUCUGGGGGUCCUGCUCUCUGUAGGAUUUAUCUGCCCUCCACCCUCUGGAGGAAGAGUCUUAUCCAAAAAGUGAUUUGGUGAACAAUUGACAUUGGCGUUAGGAGUCUCAUCUCUGGGCUACUAUGCAAUUACAACUGAUCUCCUUUGCUUGGAUCAUCUGGCACUGCAUGGAAUACACUGGUGGUCAGCAGCACAGCAGCUCCAGGCACCGACAGCAUAAACAGAUUGCUGGUGUGAGUUCAGGAUGUCAGCAGGGUGGCUGCCUGACCUGCUCCGACUACAAUGGCUGCCUUUCCUGCAAACCGCGUUUCUUCAUGCAUUUGGAGAGAAUUGGGAUGAAGCAGAUCGGGGUGUGCAUGACUUCCUGUCCUUCAGGCUUCUACGGCACUCGCUCCCCAGAUAGAAACACCUGCACGAAGUGCAGGUCAGAGUGUGAUUCCUGCUUCAACAAGAAUUUCUGCACGCGCUGCCGAGCAGGAUUCUACCUUCACCUGGGCAAGUGCCAGGAAAGCUGUCCCGAUGGGCUCGUUCCCAGCGAAGCACAGCGGGAGUGUGUUCCCAAGUGCCAUACAGAGUGUGAACUGUGCAUGAACAGCGAGACGUGCAUACGUUGCCAGCCAGGCCUGUACAAGCUCAGUGGGAGGUGUCACCACGUCUGUCCAGAGGACUACGAGCCCAAUGACAAGCUCAUGGAGUGUUCAUCACAAGUCCACUGUGAGGUGGGUGAGUGGAGCGAGUGGAGUCCAUGCUCUCGCUCCGGUAGAACCUGCGGGUUCCGACGGGGCCAGGAGACGCGCACAAGGCAGGUCCUUCAGUACCCGUCAUCCUUGGGCAGACCGUGCCCGGAGAUCUCAGAGAUCAAAGAAUGCUUGGUGAAGAGGAGGAAAUGUCCAGGAGGACUGCGGAAGAAGUGACCGACGGGAGCGGAGGAACCGCAACCGCAAAGACAAGGAGAACCAAGACCGGCCGGCGGGAGAGAAGAGAGAACGGGACCGAGAGAGGGAGAGAGACCUGGACGAGCGUGAAGACUCUGACAGCAGGAACAAAACCGAGCACAGACGUCGCAGAGACCAAGAGCUCCAUCCGGUCCCGCCUGAGGAUGACUCGGCGCAGUAAGGAGGGAACGCCUGCGGGCGCGCCUUCACAUUUCGGCUCCUCGUCCUCCUCACUCCUGCCCACUGUUUGCCCCCAGUGGUGCUGCUGCUACCUGUACGGUUUGAAAAUACUGUUUCUGCACGUUUGGCAUAUUCAGCCACAAGGUUUGGAUUUUUUCUUCCCCGUAUUCACACCCGCCACCGAGUGUCUCUUUUGGGUUUUUAUUUUUUAAUGCACAAGGCGCUGCUGAGACUGCUGUUAGGACGGAACCAAAAAAGUGAAAUAUGUGAUUGCAGAGGACACAAAGACAAAGAUGUCAUGUUAUUUAAGGGGCGACCUGCUACAACAAUGCGCAUCCUGGUUUUUCUGAAUGUAGAUUUUUUAUUCCCCCCCCCAACAUUAUUCUGUAGAAUCGUUUGUUUAUUAUUGUUGUUCCUGUACUUUAGAUCUCUAUUUUAUUUUGGUGCAGAGUUUGUAAAGACAAAAUUUAAAAAGUGAACUUGUGCUCGCCAUCUUCGGGCGUCUUUUUGAGUCUUGAUAAAUGAUGGACGUGGGUGUGAUGAGUGCUGUGAAUACAGACAGACUGGAGGCACAAAACCCAAAAACCGCGAGCUCCAUGAGUGUAUGUGUGUGCGUGUGUGUGUGUGUGUGUGUGGGGGGGGGGGGUCGUGUUUUACCAGAUUAACUGAUGAAAUUGUGUCUUGUUGUGUAAAUGGAUUUUGUUCUCACCGACUAGGAACCAAACGCACCUGUAUGUCAAAUAAAACUAUAAUGGGUUUGUAA